This is a messenger RNA of Mangifera indica (mango), 909 nucleotides long. Its product is annotated as nudix hydrolase 26, chloroplastic. Gene Ontology annotation, cellular component: chloroplast. The transcript is spliced from 6 exons. The record is from RefSeq and is a predicted model, not a curated record. Gene Ontology annotation, molecular function: guanosine-3',5'-bis(diphosphate) 3'-diphosphatase activity; bis(5'-adenosyl)-pentaphosphatase activity. Gene Ontology annotation, biological process: nucleoside phosphate metabolic process; ribose phosphate metabolic process. Lineage: Eukaryota; Viridiplantae; Streptophyta; Magnoliopsida; Sapindales; Anacardiaceae. Bases 44 to 751 code for a protein of 235 amino acids.
AUAAAUUUAAUAAUAUUUUCGUAUAAAUUUCGGUGUCGAAGAAAUGAAGAAAAUUAUGGCAAGGACUUUAAGCCGGUCCAUCUUCUUAAACUCUCCGGUUAAUCGUUGCUCUACUUGUCUUCUCAAUCGUUCCAACCGUAGUUAUACGUUUCCAAAAUACCCUUGUAAUCUCUCCAAAUUCUCCAAGUUGCGGCUAGUUCAUUCAUCCAUGGACGUCCCUCCAGAAGGUUAUCGAAGAAAUGUCGGAAUCUGUCUUAUCAAUUCUUCCAAAAAGAUUUUUGCUGCUUCAAGGCUCGAUAUACCCGAUUCUUGGCAAAUGCCCCAGGGUGGAAUUGAUGGGGAUGAAGAUCCAAAAGUAGCAGCCAUUAGAGAAUUAAGAGAAGAAACCGGAAUAAGUUCAGCAGAAGUUCUUGCUGAGACACCUUAUUGGUUGACAUACGAUUUUCCUCCUGACGUCAGGGAAAAACUUAAACAUCAAUGGGGAUCUGACUGGAAAGGUCAAGCACAAAAGUGGUUUCUCCUCAAGUUCACGGGAAAAGAGGAAGAGAUCAAUCUUCUGGGUGAUGGGACUGAGAAACCUGAGUUUGGGCAGUGCUCAUGGAUGUCACCGGAAGAAGUAACUGAGCAUUUUCUUUUCAGGCUGUUGAUUUUAAGAAGCCUGUCUACAAGGAAGUUUUUACAGUUUUCGCUCCUUAUCUUCAAUAAUAUUAAGUCACAAGUUUUUGCAAUGCAAUUAUCAUUGCAUACGUGAUCAUAAAUUACUCUACAGAACCAUCACUUUUUGCAGCGUGUUUUGGAUAUCACUAGCAUAUUACAAGUUGUAAUGAAUAAUGAUUUGAUAUGCUUACGAGAAGAACAAGAACCAAGUGCCGCCAUAUACGCAUUCAAAUAUCUCUCAAAUUUAAGACA